Molecule: messenger RNA, 3087 nt
Organism: Neoarius graeffei (lesser salmon catfish)
Lineage: Eukaryota; Metazoa; Chordata; Actinopteri; Siluriformes; Ariidae
Product: E3 ubiquitin-protein ligase TRIM35-like
Exons: 7
Coding region: 811-2214 (467 amino acids)
Molecular function (GO): zinc ion binding; protein binding
Source: RefSeq, a predicted model, not a curated record
AUGGAGGAAAUUCAAGACCAUUGUUACCCUCCCCAGGAGUGGUCGACCAACAAAGAUCACUCCAAGAGCAAGGCGUGUAAUAGUCGGCAAAGUCACAAAGGACCCCAGGGUAACUUCUAAGCAACUGAAGGCCUCUCUCACAUUGGCUAAUGUUAGUGUUCAUGAGUCCACCAUCAGGAGAACACUGAACAACAAUGGUGUGCAUGGCAGGGUUGCAAGGAGAAAGCCACUGCUCUCCAAAAAGAACAUUGCUGCUCGUCUGCAGUUUGCUAAAGAUCACGUGGACAAACCAGAAGGCUAUUGGAAAAAUGUUUUCUGAACGGAUGAGACCAAAAUAGAACUUUUUGGUUUAAAUGAGAAGCGUUAUGUUUGGAGAAAGGAAAACAUUGCAUUUCAGCAUCAGAACCUUAUCCCAUUUGUCAAACAUGGUGGUGGUAGUAUCAUGGUUUGGACCUGUUUUGCUGCAUCUGGGCCAGGACGGCUUGCCAUCAUUGAUGGAACGAUGAAUUCUGAAUUAUACCAGUGAAUUCUAAAGGAAAAUGUCAGGACAUCUGUCCAUGAACUGAAUCUCAAGAGAUGGUGGGUCAUGCAGCAAGACAACGACCCUAAGCACACAAGUUGUUCUACCAAAGAAUGGUUAAAGAAGAAUAACAGGUCAUAACGUGUCUCUCGAAAACUCCUCCUAUUCAGGCAGUGCCAAGUCUGACAUAACUGAAGUCCUUCAUUAACAGCCUGCAGUGUUCUGCUCUGAAGUGAAAGUGAAGCUCUGAGCAUUCGGACUAAAGAGAACAACAACAGCAGCAAAAUAAAAUGGCUUCUAAGUUUUCAGAGGAGGAUUUGUCCUGUCCUGUGUGCUAUGAAAUCUUCAAGGAUCCUGUUCUUCUGCACUGCAGUCACAGUGUGUGUAAAGUGUGUUUGCAGCAGUUCUGGGAGACCAAAGGAUCCAGAGAAUGUCCUCUUUGUAGGACGAAGUCAUCUGUGACUGAGCCUCCCAUAAACCUGGCCUUAAAGAACCUGUGUGAGACUUUGUUACAGGAGAGAAGUCAGAGAUCUUCAUCAGGGUCUGAAACCGUCUGCAGUCUGCACAGUGAGAAACUCAAACUCUUCUGUCUGGAUCAUCAACAGCCGGUGUGUGUGGUGUGUCGAGAUUCAAGAAAACACACCAACCACAAAUUCUGCCCCAUUGAGGAGGCAGUAACAGACUGUAAGGAGAAGCUCAAAACUGCACUGAAACCCCUACAGGAGAAACUGAAGAUCUUUAAAGACUGUAAACUGAACUGGAGUCAGACUGCAGAACAUAUAAAGAUUCAGGCCCAACACACAGAGAGUCAGAUUAAGGAGGAGUUUGAGAAGCUUCACCAGUUUUUACGAGAUGAAGAGGCAGGCAGGAUCACUGCACUGAGAGAGGAAGAGGAUCAGAAGAGUCAGAUGAUGAAGGAGAAGAUUGAGAAGCUGAGCAAAGACAUAUCCUCUCUUUCAGACACAAUCAAAGCCAUAGAAGAGGAGAUGAGAGCUGAAGACGUUUCGUUCUUAGACAACUACAAGGCCACAGUGAAAAGAGCUCAGAGCACACUGCAGCAUCCAGAGGAGCUUUCAGGAGCACUGAUCCAUGUGGCAAAACAUCUGGCCAACCUGCACUUCAGAGUUUGGAAGAAGAUGCAGUACACCGUCCAAUACACACCUGUAACUCUGGACCCCAACACUGCUCAUCCUGAACUCAUUGUAUCUGAUGAUCUGAAAAGUGUGAGACGCAGCAAUGAGAAACAGAAACUUCCUGAUAAUCCAGAGAGAUUUGAUAAAUAUUGGUGUAUCCUGGGAUCUGAGGGCUUUAACUCAGGGACACACUGCUGGGAUGUGGAAGUUGGAGACUGUACACGGUGGAUUGUGGGUGUGAUGACAGAAUCUGCUCAGAGGAAGGGGGGGAUAUUCUCCAGAAGUGGAAUCUGGUGUGUGCAGUAUUAUGAUGGUAAAUAUUUCGCAGGUUCUACACCACAUCCAUUCACUCAGCUCUCAGUCGCACAGAAACUCCAGAGGAUCAGAGUGAAGCUGGACUGGGACAGAGGAAAACUGUCAUUCUCCGACCCUCUCACUAACACACACUUACACACUUUCACACACACAUUUACUGAUAAAUUACUGCCAUUCAUGAAUGUUAAUGGUUCCAUAAAGAUCCUCCCACUUGAGUGCUCUGUAAGAGUGAAUCAGAUCAGUUAGCAUUGAUGUUAUUUUAUUACAGUUCAUUAAUAAAAUACUGCAAAUUAAAAGUUUCGUGUUCUUUGUGUGUCAUCGCCCCCCGGAAACCCUGUAUUGACAGAAUAUCUUGAAAUAAUGAAUUAACUCAAAUAAUAAGAUGUCUUAAAAUAUAUUAUUAUGAUAUAUUUUGAAAGUAUGAGGAAGUCAAAAUAAUAAGUGAAAUAAUGACACACUGUCUUGAAAUAACAAGGUAUUAACUCAAAAUAAUGACUUGGCGUUUAAUUAAAAUCACAAAAGAGUGUUUAAAUGCAGAAUGAGCUGAAAAGAUUAUUUAAUUUUAUUUAAAAAGUUUUAAAUAAACUGAAAAUUUGAAAGCUCAUGUCUUUCCUGUAUUUGUACUUGUUAGCGUUUGCUGUUAAUCUUGGAUGAAAUGUUUAGCUGUGUGUGUGUGUGUGUGAGAAACUGUGCAGUGGAGGAGAAUUUAAGCUCUAAGUUUCCCUCCACCAGCAGUUUGUGGUUUUGUAAAGAUCAGAUGGAUUUGUAUGUUCAUGCUGCAUUAGGUGAUGAUUCACAAGUUCAAAUCAAUUCUGAGUGAAAUAAAUUCACUUUGUUCAUUCUGAUAUUAAACAUUGUUAAUCUGCAUAAUGGGACAAUUAAAAUAUGCACAAAUAAAUAUGUCUGUAAUCUGUGUAAUGUUUAUUAUUAAUAGUUAAAAUGUUAAUGAUGUGGGCAAUUAUAUAUUUGUACAGAUGUGUGCAGUGGUUGUUGUUAUUUUCAUGAUUAGUAUCAGGGAUGUGUUCAGUUUAAUGUCUGUGUAAGUGAUCACUGAGAGGAUGUGGGAGAGAGAGGCAGGUGAGAGAGUCAGUCAUUAAAGGUGUUAAAAGCAACAAUUUU